UUGUUGUUAAGUUAGGCGCGCUUACUAUUUUCGUAAUGACUCGAGAGAGAGUAAGUAAACAGUGAUUAAAGCGCGAGUAAAGGAUAUAUGAUGGUGUAGGCGCGUGGGAUUUGAUUCGUCUCUCCUCCAUCGUAGAAAAGAUUUUAAAAGGAGUGAAAGAGGCAUAAUAAUAAUCUUUUUCUUUCUCUUCCUUCUUCAUCUUCAUCCUUGAUUGAUUGAUACCAACCAACCCUUAAUCUACACAACGACGUUCUAAAUUUAAUCAGAUUUCUACUUAGUCAGUUGCAAUCUCUGGGUUGGGUUGUGUAUUGUAUUGAAGGGUGAGUGAGGAAAAACAAAGUCUUUGUAAAACUGAAGGAUGAGGAUUUUGUGUGAUGCGUGCGAGAACGCAGCUGCUAUCGUCUUCUGCGCCGCCGAUGAAGCUGCCCUUUGCCGCGCCUGCGAUGAAAAAGUAAAGCCCUUUUCUUUUUGUAUCUCUCUCUACUGAUAGAAAAAUCGAGUCUUUGUUAAUCUGGGAUUUGCUCAAUUGGUUCAGAGCUGUGGCUCAUUUUAUAUAAUAAGACUCUCGCUCGUCUCAACGAGUGAUUAAAGUUUGCAACUUUUUGUUUUUUUUGUGCUUAGAUUUGCUUCUUUAGACUUGUUGAAUGAAACAGUGGAAAAGAUCAAAGUCUUCUUAUGGAAAUCCCUACAUGGUGCUCUACCAGUAGGAGAACAGUUUGCAAUAAGAAACAUUCCAGUAACCAGCCGCUGUGCUCGGUGUGAUUCAGAAGAGUCAGUAGUCCAUCUGCUGUUCAAUUGUCCCUAUGCAAAGAAAGUCUGGGAGUUAGCACCAUCAGCAAGCUAUAUAAACUCCCUAAGCUUCACCUCCUUCCCUGAGGGCUGGAAUAGAGUUAGGAAGAUACCUUCUCUACCGCCAACAGGUAUCGAAGCAGGUACUUUCUCGGCAUGGAUCGUGUGGUCAAUCUGGUGCUCCAGGAAUCAGCUAAUUUUCGAGAAGAGAAACUUCUCACCCGAAGAGACAAUCCUGAAAGCUAUCUCGGAUGCUCGUGAAUGGAUGAUGGCACAGCCUCCCCAAAAUCCAAACCGAUCGAAACCUUUGAUCAGACUCGAACCAAUCCCUAGAGCUCCCGAUCUACGCGUCAUCUUCACCGAUGCAGCAUGGAACCCACUGACGGGAAACGCAGGCUUUGGUUGGAUCGUUGAUGAUCUGGUCUCGCCAUCACAAUAUGCAGCGAAUGCGACCUUCGUCUCAUCGCCUCUCAUGGCAGAAACUCUGGCUGUCCUUAAAGCCAUAACCUUUGCUCAAUCACGCGGUAUGGCCUCGAUCCUCAUCCUCUCAUCCUCCCAAGUUCUCAUCAACACAAUCAACAGGAGGGAGUUAUUGCUUGAGAUCUAUGGACCGCUCUGUGAUAUCUACCACCUGCUUCUCUCAUUUAUGUCGUAUGUGUUUAAGUUUAUUCCCCGUUCAGAAAACUCUAGAGCAGAUUCUGUAGCAAAGCAGGCCCUUUGGGCCAUGCAAAACUAAACCCAUCUAUUGAAGUUUUUAAGUUUGAACAAAAAAAAAAAGACUUGUUGAAUUCAUGUUUUUAGUUAUUACCAUAGUGAUUCCAAGUAUUUGCUGUUGCCAUUUCAGUGAUUAUGCUACUCUAUCAUGUGCAUUGCAGGGAAUGUUUGUUUCCAAACUUUGCAUUUAGCUUAACUACUCUACUUGUGGAGAAACACCUAAUCAAAUUUUGCGAUUAAUCUUUUACUUCAUUUACAUGAUGGGUAAACACUUUUCAUAGUAGCUUCCAAUGGGAUUCCAAACUCUGUUAUGUUUGCAGGUUCAUAUGUGCAAUAAGCUAGCUAGUCGGCAUGUACGUGUAGGUUUAGCCGAACCAAGCAAUGCCCCCUGCUGCGAUAUUUGCGAAAAUGCACCUGCCUUCUUUUACUGUGAGAUAGAUGGUAGUUCCCUUUGUCUGCAAUGUGACAUGGUCGUUCAUGUUGGUGGCAAGCGAACACACGGCCGCUUUCUUUUGCUCAGACAGAGAAUUGAGUUUCCAGGGGACAAGCCUAAACCACCAAACAAUACGAGAGCCAAUUUGCAAAACCAAAGAGUCUCUUCAAAUGCCAACGGUGAAGCUAAUGGCAAGACUACUGAUGACGAAAUGAUUGAUCUCAACUCUAACCCUCAGAGACUUCAUGAGCCUUCAUCAAAUAACCAUGGUAUCGAUGUAAAUAACACGAGCAAUCACGAGACUCCAGGUGUUGUGCCCUUUAAACGAGAGCCUGACAAGUGAUAAAGGGUCUGGUGUUUUUAUUGUUGAAGAAAGAAGAAAGGCUUGUUGUCUUUGUUUGUGCAUUAUCUCUUAGUUUAAAGGAAAGAGCUCACACGAAUGUCAAAGCUAACAUACCUGAAUAUUCCGAACAAUUUCUUUCUAUUUUUUCUCAAAUAAAAAUCCUUUCGAAAAAA
Brassica rapa (field mustard) is the source of this 2452-nucleotide messenger RNA. Its product is annotated as B-box zinc finger protein 19. The record is from RefSeq and is a predicted model, not a curated record. Gene Ontology annotation, molecular function: RNA-DNA hybrid ribonuclease activity; nucleic acid binding; zinc ion binding. NCBI's taxonomy places the organism in Eukaryota, Viridiplantae, Streptophyta, Magnoliopsida, Brassicales, Brassicaceae. Gene Ontology annotation, biological process: regulation of DNA-templated transcription; photomorphogenesis. Gene Ontology annotation, cellular component: nucleus.